GUUUCGUACACAGCACUUCGGAACAGUGAGCUCAAGCAUGAAAAUCAGGCUGAAUUCAAUGAUUAUGCUGUUUUCUCUACUCUUCCCACUGCCAAAAGCUGUCACCACUUCAGCGAAUGAAACCCUUCCAGAUGUAGAUGUAGAUACGCAAACCCACGUUGUCUCAUCUCGCCAAGCCCAUGUCAUUCCUGCACAAGAUGUUAAUUCGUCUCAGAAACAAGAUGAAACUAGGAAAAGAAGUGUGUUCAGUGACGAACGUAAAUAUUUUAAAGGGCUUGCGCUUCGUCCCGACCAAUGGGCUGCAGGUCUAUAGCCAAGAGGAAUUGUUCCCUAUGAAAUCUCUCCAGAUUAUAAUUCCCGUGAACUGAGGGACAUCCGGUUUGCGAUGAUUGCGUUUCGCAAACACACAUGCAUAAGAUUUCGACUGCGUAAACAAACUGAUAUGUACUACUUAUCAAUUUAUCACAACUACAAUGAAGGAUGUUACGGCGACGUCGGUCGGCAAACAUCGGUCUAUUAUCGAACAUCUGAGGGCAAGUUCAAAACGAGAAUGAAUAUGCACUCUAUUUGUUUGAAUGGACCUAAUAUGAUUCAUAAAUUGAUGCACACUAUCGGUUUUCAUCACGAACAUCAAAGAGUGGAUCGCGAUCCACGCUUUUCCAACAGCCCACGUGAUCCAGAUAGCAGAUAA
Messenger RNA from Cylicocyclus nassatus, 691 nucleotides. NCBI's taxonomy places the organism in Eukaryota, Metazoa, Nematoda, Chromadorea, Rhabditida, Strongylidae. The record is from the annotation of a GenBank genome assembly.